This is a messenger RNA of Trifolium pratense (red clover), 1059 nucleotides long. Its product is annotated as proline-rich receptor-like protein kinase PERK9. NCBI's taxonomy places the organism in Eukaryota, Viridiplantae, Streptophyta, Magnoliopsida, Fabales, Fabaceae. The transcript has 3 exons. The record is from RefSeq and is a predicted model, not a curated record. The coding region runs from base 1 to 1059 and encodes 352 amino acids.
AUGGCUUCACACACACCAUUUCUUCAUCAACAACCAACUCACACUCACAUUUUCAACCAUUCACAACCUAUUGCUGCAACAAUCCCAGAUGUUGAAAAUCUUCGGAGCUCUUUAAAUGAAAUAUUAGAAUUUAUCGAAGAAUUUCGACAUGAGAUGAAAGACUCCUUCCUUGAUGCCAAAAAAUCAUUCCAAGCACUUUCUGAUUCAUUUAAGUUAAAGACAUGGGAUAAGAAAUUACCAGAGAAAAUUGUUAAGAAAGAAUCGGAGAAACAAAGUGCAGAGGAGGUUGAACAAUUGACACAGCCGCCGCAACAAUUAUCUCCAUCUUCGGUAAGCACACCGAUGUCAACGUUCACUAGUUCACCAUGGAAACCACCAAGUCCAUCGCCGAAUCUGCUUAUAACUCAAUAUCUACCUCCGGUACCACCAAUCACGCUUCCUCCUUCACCACUGAACCCGUCUCCGUCACCGAAGCUACAACCACCACCGAAACCACCGGAAAAGGUUUUCUUUCCUUUCUCUCCUUUCCCGGCACUGUCGCGACCACCGCCGGAACCACCGGAUCUACAAUCGACGUCGGAAUCUAUUUUACCUAUACCUCCGACGUCACGUCCACCCCGUAAACCACCAGAUCGGAGUGUACCCACCACCCUUCCGUCACAAUUUCAUUCUGUUCUGGACUGGGCCAAGAGCUGGCAACUCAACACCAAUACAGGCGAUGACAACGUUCUCAACGUUCCACCCUCUCCACCGCCGCAGCAUAACACUGUUUUGUCACCGGUGCGUGACGAUACCACCACAACACGUGGUCCAGAAAGCGACCCCCGCGACGGCCGGGAAACCUCCGUCUCGUCCGAUGAAGAGGACGUUGAGGUCUUGACCAAGCGUCAAACGGGCAAGCGCCCACAGCUUAAACAGGAGACUCCGGCAAACAACGCCGGGCAGGCCGUAACUUUGGCUAAUUCUGAAAUCGCAGCCUUAAAACAAACAACUGAGUCUAUGCAGGAUACAAUCAAAUCCCAAUGGCUGUGGCCGACAGGGAAAAAAAAGCUUUUAUGA